This is a messenger RNA of Coccomyxa subellipsoidea C-169, 687 nucleotides long. Its product is annotated as acyl-CoA N-acyltransferase. The transcript has 4 exons. Gene Ontology annotation, molecular function: histone H2A acetyltransferase activity; protein N-terminal-serine acetyltransferase activity; histone H4 acetyltransferase activity. Bases 1 to 687 code for a protein of 228 amino acids. The record is from RefSeq and is a predicted model, not a curated record. Gene Ontology annotation, cellular component: nucleus. Lineage: Eukaryota; Viridiplantae; Chlorophyta; Trebouxiophyceae; Coccomyxaceae.
AUGCAGGGAAAAAAGUCAGCAAAAGGGAAGGAGCGGAAGCAGCAGAGAAAAGUGGUGACAGACUUGCUGAAGGACUACCCAGCCUUCCAGCAGUACAACAGAAACGGGCUGGACCUUAGCCUGGAAUAUUACUGGGCAGAAGGUCUGCCGCAGAAUGUGCAGGAUUGGGCCUUUACAUUGUGCAAGAAGAACAUGGAGGACAUCUACAACACUGCCUGGGGCUGGAAGGAUGAGACAAAACUUGAAGAACUGGCAGCUCCCGAGGCCCGCUUCCUAGUGGCAUAUGACAAGGUGAGCGAUGGGGAGCGGAGGCCGAUGGCAUAUGUGCAUUUCCGGUGGGAGGAUGAGGACGGUGUCCCAAUCCUGUACUGCUAUGAGAUCCAGCUGGAAGCAGCUGCGCAGAGGAAGGGCCUGGGAAGGUUCCUGAUGAAGUUCCUGGAGCUCAUAGGCAGGAAGGCAGGCGCGCAUGAGGUGAUGCUGACUGUGAUGAAGGCCAACACGGCCGCGGCUGCCAUGUACGCCAAGCUCGGCUAUGUGGAGCACGAGGAUCAGCCGGAGGAGGAAGAGGGGAAGGGGCCUCCAGGCUACACCAUCCUGACCAGGCGCAUGGUGGCGGCAGCCCCUGCCCAGCGAGCCCUGCGCCCAGUCACAAACUCCAUCCAGCUCGAAAACAUCAUCUUCGGAUGA